AUGUGGUCCCGAUCAAUAUUAGCAUUCGCCUGCAUCGCGGCGGCGAGCGCUUCACUCGAAGUAGUGAACCAAUGGAGUUUCCUGCAAUUCGACUUCCCACCAGACCCAGUGCUGUUGGAGAAGUUUCAGCCGGAAAACACCGUCCCCACCGGCUUGGAGAUCGGAUGGGAUAGAGUGUAUUUAGGAAUACCGCGACUACGCGCUGGUGUACCAGCCACCUUAGCGUGGGUACCACGCUCUUUGCCACCUGGUGUCAGUCCAGUUUUACAGGCAUACCCUGACUGGUCAUGGCACACAGCUGGUAGAGGAGACAUCAACUGCACGGGUUUGAUCUCCGUAUACCGUGUAAGAGCUGACCGUUGCAAUCGCCUUUGGGUCCUGGAUGCUGGAGUAGUCACCAGUAUUGAUGACUUCCGUCGCGUAUGCCCGCCAAAGAUACUCGUAUUCGAUAUGGCAACUGAUCGUCUGGUAAGAAGUAUCUACUUCCCACGGGAGCUUCUACGACCAGCGUCUCUCCUUACCAACAUUGUGCUUGAUGACACCAGGUCGAACGCCCACCAUGCAGCUAAUUGCGACAACAUCUUCGCCUACAUCAGUGACACGGUUGCUCCUGGUAUUAUCGUAUACGACGGUCGCCGUGACAACGCGUGGCGCGUCACCCACGCAUCUAUGUACCCAGACCCUGACAUGGGAGAAUACGACAUCGGUGGAGACAAGUUCACUCUUAUGGACGGCAUUGUUGGUUUAACCCAUUCACCGGCCCAAGGUCUAUUGUAUUAUCAGCCCUUGGCUACUGACAGAAUAUUCAGCGUGUCAACAGCAGUAUUGGCUUCCGGUCCGCCAGCGGAAGGUGCUGAUCUGCCAGUCAAUCUAGUCGGUCGCAAGUCCUCUCAGGGUCUUGGUAUUGCCGUGGACCCAAGGGAUGACACCAUAUUCUUCAGCCCCAUGUCAGAAACUGCUGUCGCCGCCUGGAAUCCCAUCACCAAUUCACACAGAGUUUUAGCCCAAGACGCUGAGAAAUUGCAGUUCUGUGCCGAAGUAAGAUGGGCAGAACGUGACAACGGCGCUAUUUGGGUGCUCUCAACCAGAUUCCACAAGUUCUUCAAGAGAUCUGUCUCUAAGCAUGAGAUCAAUGUACGCGUAUUGCGUAUAGUCGAGGGCGGGUACGGCGGCUACUUGUCACUCCAACCUCACAUACAACGUCGCUCAACAGCUAACCUUACCUCUAACUUCUAA
Molecule: messenger RNA, 1236 nt
Organism: Pieris macdunnoughi
Lineage: Eukaryota; Metazoa; Arthropoda; Insecta; Lepidoptera; Pieridae
Source: the annotation of a GenBank genome assembly